AUGUAUGGGAACGUAGGACUUACAACGCCUCGUGGCUCAGGGACAAAUGGCUAUGUAGUUCGUAACCUUUCUUUUGUCAGAACUCAUAAAGAUCCUAUUCACUACGAGUCAUUAGAAGAGGGUAAAAAUAAACCAAGCUCACUUAUUCACAGAAAACCAAAUCAAGAGAUUCUUGAACAUGAAAAAAAACGACAGAUUGAAAUAAAAUGUUUGUCUUUCAGAGAUGAACUUGAAAGUAAAGGUGAGAUUGAUGAAGAUGAGAUAGAUAAAAAAGUCGAGUCGCAUCGUCAAGCUUUGCUUUCUUCAAUUGAUAUUGUUGAAGAUAAUAAAACUUUACAAGAAUAUCAAACUCAUCACCUUACACAAGCAAAAGCUGCUGAAAAUGAAAAAAUCAUGAAGGCUUUGGGGAUAGACUCGGGUACUUAUAUUGAAGGCGCCGCCUUUGAUAAAGAAUUACAAGAACAAAAAAAACUUGAACGUAUUAAACAAAAAGAAUUAGAAAUAGAAGAGCGCAAAAAAAUAAGAGAUGAACGACAAAAAAGACUUGAAAAAAGCGAGCGUGAACGGGACGACAAAAGAAAUCAUGACUAUUCUACACAAUUACGAAGAGAUAAGCAUGAGGAAAGAGAAAAAUUAUGA
This is a messenger RNA of Entrophospora candida, 639 nucleotides long. NCBI's taxonomy places the organism in Eukaryota, Fungi, Glomeromycota, Glomeromycetes, Entrophosporales, Entrophosporaceae. The record is from the annotation of a GenBank genome assembly.